Molecule: messenger RNA, 828 nt
Organism: Clarias gariepinus (North African catfish)
Lineage: Eukaryota; Metazoa; Chordata; Actinopteri; Siluriformes; Clariidae
Product: SNARE_SNAP25N and SNARE_SNAP23C domain-containing protein
Exons: 8
Coding region: 88-711 (207 amino acids)
Biological process (GO): synaptic vesicle fusion to presynaptic active zone membrane; synaptic vesicle priming; exocytosis
Cellular component (GO): plasma membrane; SNARE complex
Molecular function (GO): SNAP receptor activity; voltage-gated potassium channel activity; syntaxin-1 binding
Source: RefSeq, a predicted model, not a curated record
GCAAACACAGGUGUUGUAGGCGCUUGGCUGAACAGCUGCUUUGUUGUGUGAGUAUCCUGUUUUUGUCCACAAAGCACAAAGCCUAACAUGGCUGCCGAGUGCCCCUUGGGAUCUGAGGUGACGGAUCUUCACAGGAGGGUCAAUCAGGUGACAGAUGAGUCACUCGAAAUCACCAGAAACAUGAAGCUGCUAUUAGAGGAGAGCAAAGAUGCAGGAAUCAGGACAUUGGUCAUGCUAGAUGAACAAGGCGAGCAACUGGAGCGCAUUGAAGAGGGGCUGGACCAGAUCAAUCAGGAUAUGAGAGAAGCUGAGAAAAAUCUUACAGACCUCGGCAAAUGUUGUGGCCUGUGCUCAUGCGAUAAGCUAAAAAACAUUGAAGCAAGUGAAGCCUAUAAGAAAGUGUGGGGUAAUAAUCAGGACGGUGUGGUAUCCAGUCAGCCAUCAUCGCGUAUUGUGGAUGAGAGAGAAAAAAUGACAAUGAGUGGUGGAUACAUCAGAAGAGUGACAAAUGAUGCACGGGAGGAUGAGAUGGAGGAGAACUUGGCCCACGUAGGCAGCAUCCUUGGCAAUUUGAGAAGCAUGGCACUUGACAUGGGCAAUGAAAUUGAUACUCAGAACGUGCAGAUUGAACGUAUACAGUCAAAGGCUAUUGCCAAUGUUUCUCGCAUCAGUGAGGCCAAUCAGAGGGCUAACAAGCUAAUCGCAAGGUAAAUACAAAAGAGUGUGAUCAUUUGAGAACGACCAUUUGUUUAGCCAUCAUAUAACGGCUUUAUAGUUAUGUUUUGUUUUGUAUUUUUUACUUUUUUUCCAAAAAGUGAAUAAAGCAGG